CCUGGUGAAACAUUGAUGCCUCACGGACGUGGAUGGACGAGUAUUGGACAGAGGAGGUGGAAGUAAGACGUCUGUGAGACAUGGCUGUGAUGCUUUGGAGGUUGGUGCUGUGGGGCCUCGGGACUCUGCUGGUUUCAGGGACCCUGCUGGAUUCAGGGACCGUGUUGAUGGAAACAGAGACCACUCGUGACCUAACGGUGGACUUUCAGGAACUCGGAGGACAUUCAGGAGAUACGACGGUGGCGUCAGAUGAGCUUCUGUACCGACAACACGCGGCUGUGACCCGGAGGAAGAGGAGCAUCUUGUUUCCUAGUGGAGUCAAACUGUGUUCUCAAGAGACUCAGGACCAGGUCUUCCAGAACCACCUGAGCUACUUUCACCUCAGAGUGUGUCAGGAGACUGUGUGGGAGGCCUUUAAGAUCUUCUGGGACCGGCUGCCAGAGGGGAAUGAGUACCAGGACUGGGUCGGUCGCUGCAUGAAUGGCUCAGUCGGUGUCAUGGACAUGGGCAGCUUGUUCAGCCGGUCCGAGGAGCACGUCGCCCUCAUCAGGAGCAGAGUUUCCAUGGCGACGUCUUUAAACAGUGUGUCCGUCACCUCAGCUCCGCCUCCUCCCUGCAGCUCUGACGCUGGACACUCGCAGACGGACACAGGAGAAGACGUUUUCACACUCGGACCAGAGACGACUUCACUGUCAGUCCUCACUGAUGCUGACACUCUCACAGAAUCUGAAGCUGGAGACACAGCUGAGGACACAGAAGACUCUGUUACCCACAAAGAAGAGGGAACCGUUCAGGAUACGAUGAAGAAAGAGACGGUAGAAUCUGCAGAUGAUGUAAAUCCUGGUGAGGUGGUGGUGGAACCUGACCAAGAGGUGCUUCAAGAAGUCACCCCAAAGAGUGUGACAGAAGCUGCUGUUGAGGUUCUUAGUAAGACCACUGUAGUACCUGUGACAGCAGCUGUCUCUGUGGAUCACUUAGGACUGGGGGUAUCUCCAGAACUUGGUGCUGAGGACCUGUCAGAAGGCAUCAUGGUGGUGAUCCCAGAAGGUGGAGGUGCAGAAGAGGGUCCAGAAGAAGAAAUUAACGACUCUUUAGUAGACGUCAUCCUAAAUGUAAGUUCAGUGUUAGAAGAACCCACCAAGGAUUCACCUGAGCUCACCACUCACCUGAGCUCACCAACAGGACCAACUGCAGCAUUUCUUGAAGAACCUGAAGACAACGUUCAUACAUCACCAGUGGAACAUCCUUCAGAUGCUGUUGUAGAACAUAGCCGAGAUAAAACUGAAGACAACACAGAGGUACUCGCAACUGAAUUGCUCCUGAAAUUUCCAGAUUCAGAGGAGAAAGUGACACUAACGCCUGAGAUUACUUCUGAGCCUUCUGUGGUGACUUUAGAUGAUGAAAGGGAAACCGACAUCUAUGACACAAAGGAGAUAAAACCAAAUACUACAGUGGUUAAAACCUAUGAAGAUAAACCAGCUGCAACACACACUACAGACAAACCAGAGGAGGCAGCAGAAGAAGAAAAGGCCUCUGACACUGCUGCUAAAGUGGAAAAAGAAAAACUAGUUCCUGUAGAAUCUCCAGCUGAAGAACCACAGAAAGCAGAGGAGGGGACAGUUGUGUUAACAGAAGAACCAACUGAAGGUGGAGAAGAAAUACUUGUAGAACCUGAAGAUGAAGUACACAGAGUAGUGACCACAUUUAAUCACUCAGAAGAUGCUGUAAAAGAAGCAGAACCUGAAAUCAAAUCUGAUGGUGAUGUAAUUGACCUUGACUUUACGCCUGUAGAUAAAACAGAAGAAGGAGCUGGAGUUGAGAUAUUAGAGGAUAGAGAAGAAUUUGAUGUUGAAGAACCAAGAGCAGAAGUGGGUAAACCAGAGGUUACACAUGAGGUAAGACCACAGACCUUCUCAGGGUCUGUUCUUCUAGAAGACACAAGUGAACCCAUGAUAACUGCAGAACUUCCAAGAAGCUCUGUGUUUCAAGUAACUCCAGCAACCACAAUGGAGGGCCCUACGCUGGUGGAGGAUCCAGUAAGUAAGCUCCCAGAACCUGGACACGUUGAAAUAGAUGUCACCCCAGAGUCUGCGAGUGAAGCUGCAAGUGAAUCCACAGGUGUUGUGACUCACAUGUAUUCAGGGAUGACUUUAGGAUCAGAAAGCCCACAUGAGGUCACCCCAGAUCCUUAUGAAUUGGUUGCCCCGCAACCUGAAUCUAAAGAAAACCUCACUCCGUCAGAGGUUCCCAGAAAGAACGUUGGUGACGUCUCUAUUUAUAUAAAAGCAGAGGAUCCUGGGAAAAUCCUGACCGUUGAUCCAGCUGAAGAACCAUCUGAGUCCUCAGAGAGAAUCAUGUCAGAAACUGUUGUGGGUAUUUUUGUGCAGAGUACCCUGGUUAUCAAGGAGGCUACGCCCAGCCCCUCUUUGGGAGUUGCAACCAAGUAUGUGGUUGAGUACAAUAAUGGAAACUUCCCUGACCCGACAGAGAGACCUUAUGACACCGAUGGCAGCUUAUUGGAGAACAACGGCUUUGGUUUAGAGGACGACACAGAGAACUCGAUUGGCAAUGAGAUAGACAACACUUUGUUGCGGCCCCCGAGGCCCCUGAAGGACCAGGUGGUGGAUCUGAGCAUCAAACUUAGAGGAGAAACCUAUAACGAUGCUCUGAGAGACCCAAGCAGCUUCCACUACCAGCUACUGACCCGAAGGUUCACACGCAAGAUUGAAGAGGCCUUUGAGAGGCUGCCGGGGUUUAAAGACGCACACGUCCUAGAGUUCAGGCCUCAGAAGGAUCUGAAUCGUGGUCUGGUGGUCCUGGUUCACUACACCAUCACGCUGGAGGUAGACGGAAGUGGAAUCCCCAACGACACCCUGGACUUCAUCUCUCUGCAGAACAACCUUGUGGAGAAGAGUUACCCUGGUGCUGCCGAGCAGCCCACUGUCGUCUACACCAUCACUGACUUCCGUAACUACAUCACAGAAGCGCUGCAUAAAGACGACUUCAUGACCAACGGCAGUCUGGAGACGCUGGCCGAGCCGCCGCCGCAGGAGAACGCAGAGAACUUGUUGCCUUCCGUGAAGCCAACGAGUCAACCGGCCAACACCUUCAACAGCAUGGACAACGUUUUAGCGGCAGAGAAGCCUCCGGACACUCCGAGCCAUGAGGUGGAAAUUAAUGACGUGUUCCUGAAGAAGGACGACUUCCUGUUUGACACCUUUGAUCCGUGGAAAGAUCCUCGGAGUCGCAGUGUGAGUGAGAACGACGUCUUCAUGUUUGACGAGAGGACAACUUCUCCACCGACUGAAUUCCCUGACAAGACGUUGGACCUGGAGCGACCAAAUCAAGAUAAAAAUGGACAUAUUGAAGACGAGGGAUUUCUUCUCAGUAACACUGCUGAUGCCGGUGACCACAUUUCCAGAGGAGCCCUGCCUGGAACCCCUCCUCCAUCAACGAUGUCUCAGAAGGGUGCUGAGACCCUGUUGACUGAUGGAUCUGGCUCUGGUUUCUCUGGAGAUGGUCAGGAACCUGAUCUUUGGUCAAGGCAAACAUCUGAUAGUAGCGUUCUGUACAAAGAGAGGGAUGACAAUCUGGAGGUGCUACCACCUCCUGAUCUGGAGGAAACUGAUGAGGAGGAAGAAGACCAGGAUGAGGAGUGGGUUGUUGUUGAGCUGCCAACUACUGAGAAAGUGGAUUUGGAUGCUAUGGGAGGAGAAGUAACAAAAGUUCCUCCACUGCAGACAACAACAUUUCCUGCUAUUGGGGAGUCAUUGCUAAACCGUGGGAAUGAGGAACCUUUUCAUGAAAUCGUCGUGGUCACACCACACAUUAACACUGACCCACGACACUCAACCACAACUGAAGCUCCUGUAUUCUCACCCAAAGUAGCAUUGAAUGAUGAACUGUCCAUACAAACAGUUGAAAUGUCUGGCAUCUAUGAAGACUAUACCUCAACAGAACCACACAUGGAUUUGCAACCGGUCACAGACUCACCUGAAUCUGAGACUUGGACCCGUGAGGCCCCGGUCUUUGUUGAACCAACUGAAUUGGCAGGUGAGCUUCAAGAAAGAUCUGACGUGACAGAAGUAACUACUUUAGCUGUGACUCAGCUUCCAGUCGUUACAGUUGAGUUGAUGUCAACAGAAGAUGUAGCUGAGGAAGCGGAGGCUGAAGUUUCUCAUACUGAUGCUUCCUCAACCAAAGAGUCCCCUGCUUUUGUAGUGUUUGACACAAUAACAAUCAAAGAGUCUAUCUUAAAAACAGUCACAGAGGAACCACAAGGACUGGAGGAACUCACUGACAUACCCAAACUACUGCUGCCAGAACCUGCAGGUCACAUUGAGGUUGAGAUCUUAGAGGAGCAGCACAUAGGCACCACUCAUCCCUCAUCAACAACAACAACAACAACUGCAGCACUGGUGAUUGAAUCUCUUGGCACAGACCUGGUCUUGGAUGAAGUCAUGGUUGUCACGACUGUUGCACCCAUCUUAAUUUCAUCCAAAAAUUCAGAUGACAGCAACAGCAGCAGCGCCGUGCUCUCACCUGAGAUGGACUCGCCUUUCACUCGAGUGUCUGAUUCGGCUCCCGAAGACGAGGACCUGGUUCAAAAUGAACUACCGAGUUAUGAAGAUGUUGAGGAAGUUCCAGUAAGUGCUCUGUCUCCAGCACCAUCUUCAGAAGCUUCUUCCACAGACGAACGUGUGGGCAUGACCUCGACUGAUACGUCACAAGCAGGAGAAGCUACAGAUGUUUUCCAGAUGAUUUCCUCACCACAGGACACCCCUGCUACUGAGAUACAAACUUCUGAGCAUAGCUUCUCCAAUGUGCCAACCAUCGACGUCAGCUUUGACCUGUUUCAGUACAGUGGUGUGGCAACUGCAGGCGACAGCAGUGGUUAUUCCAGUGGGGCUCAUGGGUCAGAUUUGGAUGCUAUCGUAUUACCGACCCGCCCAGGCAGAGCCCUGACUGUGUUUUUCAGUCUGAGGGUGACCAACAUGGCUUUUUCCAUGGACCUGUUCAACAAGAGUUCGCCUGAGUACAAGGCCCUGGAGCAGCGGUUCCUACAACUGCUGGUCCCGUAUCUACAGUCCAACUUGAACAACUUUAAGAACCUGGAGAUUCUGAACUUCAGGAACGGCAGCAUUGUGGUUAACAGCAGAAUGAGAUUUGGUAAACCUGUUCCCCAAGGUGUCACCAAUGUCGUCUACUUGAUCCUGGAGGACUUCGCCGAUACUGCUUACCAGACCAUGAACCUGGCCAUUGACAAAUACUCACUGGACGUAGAAUCAGGCGACGGGGCGGAUCCUUGUAAGUUCCAGGCGUGUAACGACUUCUCCAGGUGUCAAGUGAACCCGUGGUCGGGCGAGGCCGAGUGCGUGUGCGACGCGGGUCACGUGAGCGUGGACGGCCUCCCGUGUCAGAGCGUCUGCGACGUCCAGAACGACUUCUGCCUCAACGACGGCAAAUGUGACGUCAUCCCCGGCAAGGGCGCCAUCUGCAGGUGUCGAGUCGGAGAGAACUGGUGGUAUCGUGGCGAGCACUGUGAAGAGUUUGUCUCUGAGCCGCUGGUGGUCGGCAUCGCCGUGGCCUCCGUGGCUGGUUUCCUCGUGGUGGCGGGCGCCAUCGUCUUCUUCCUGUCGAGGACGCUGCGAGAGCAGUACGACGGCGAGGACUCUGAGGACCCGGUGAGACGCGGCGACAGCAAGUUCAGCCCCGCGUUAGAGAGCGAUCCAGUCGGCGUGCAGUACUACCGCCGCUAUGACGACGACCUGCCGCAGUACUACAGCCGCCGUGACCGUGACCUACCAGAGUGCGAGGACUUGAAACACGUCUACCAGAACACGACGCUGUCCACAGAGGAGGUCCAGGAGCGUCUGAGGAUCAUCCAGUUGUGUACCAGAGACCAACACUUUGCAGACUUUGUGCGACAAACACAAGUGUUCCUGGAGAGACGCAGCAGCUUCGACACAUAGAGACAGAGGACAGAAGUGAUGUCAUGACUUUGUCACUGAUUGGCUGUCCGCCUUCCCCUUUGACCUUUGAAAGGGAGGAGUCUUCUGUGUCUUCCUCCUGAACUUAACUUUGACCCUGCAGUGUGACCUAUGACCUGUAAAUCCUGGUGUGUUUUCACUGUUUCCUGUUUGUCUUAAUCUUUGAUCUGUCGCCUCAGCUGUUUCCUGUCUGUGACUCCGCCCCAUCAGUGCCUUCGCCGCUUCUUUGGGACGUGAUUGUUUUGCAGUAUUUUCCGAUCCUUUGACGUUAAAUCUGCGUCGCGACAGCGCACAUCAACAA
Messenger RNA from Solea senegalensis (Senegalese sole), 6291 nucleotides. RefSeq names its product interphotoreceptor matrix proteoglycan 2b (gene impg2b). Bases 81 to 5972 code for a protein of 1963 amino acids. The transcript has 20 exons. The record is from RefSeq and is a predicted model, not a curated record. Gene Ontology annotation, molecular function: hyaluronic acid binding; heparin binding. Lineage: Eukaryota; Metazoa; Chordata; Actinopteri; Pleuronectiformes; Soleidae. Gene Ontology annotation, biological process: visual perception.